AUGGCUGAAGUAGGAGUCGAGCGACCACCUCCCCUUGGGAAUGAGAGUGACGUGGAUAAGGGAGUUGGUCAAGAUGCAGACAUGGAAGGCUUUCAGCAAACCAUGGCCAACAUUUACCGAGCAUCAUUUCCCACAUCUGCGUCCCCACCGAUAGAAAAGUUCAAAAACCCAGCUCCCAUACCAGAGAACCCGCCGCAAGUCACCCAGCAAUUCCACGAUAGCCCAAGCGUCUCACGAAGAGCUCCAAAAAACAACCUUACAUGGAAUUGGCGACAUCCAACACUAUCAAGAAUCCUGCCCAUUUUCUCAUCGUCUGCCAAGGAUGUAUCCACUGCUGCUGAGCGUGAAGGGCUAUCCCGAACUCCAUCUGUCACUCUGUCUCCCGGCACGGAGGGUGAGAAAGCACACUCUUCAAAAGUGGGACAGGCGAUCAGAGCAAAGCUUGGUUUCAAAAGGAAGAGCCAAACCUCUACCUCUGAAUUGCCAGAGAAAGAAAGCGGCCAGCGCAAUAAUGUAGCCGAUCCGCAGAGUGCUCCCCAAUCAUCAUUACCGGAUGCUGCUCAGUAUCAAACGUCAGCCUUUGACCUGCGUCAGCCUCCAGCAGGUUGGACGGACCCAGCGACCCGAUUUGCUGGGGGAAAUAAUGUAGCCCCCGGAGAAGUGGCAUCUCCACAACAACCAACUGCCUCUUCAAUCUCUUCCCAUCCCCCCGCGGGGUGGAAUCCAAGUUUAGUUGAAGGAGUAUCGUCGCCAGAUGUGCGUCAGUUAUUGGAAGAAAACACCAGGCUUAAACAUGACCUCCAAGCGCUCCGACAGGUAGAUGAUGCGAAAGAAGCUGCUCUGCACCGCAUUCAAUUGGCAAACCAAGGCUUUGCUCACGAAGCAUCUGUUCUGAGACGUCAGCUGUCGUCCGUCCAGCAACUGCAAUCUGAUAUGGACAAUCUGACCGGAAAAUAUGCGACCCAUUCCGAACACAUGAAAGAUCUGGAGCAGAAGUACGCCUCAUUAAAUGUCAAAUACGCGGAGCUGAAAGCGUCUCACACAGAAACGCUCUCACAAAAGAGCGAAUUGGAACGACAGGUAUCCAACAUGCAAAGUGCCCACAACACAUUAGUUGAACAAAAGGUGGAAGCGCAAAGCAAGGCGUAUGCUCUUGAACGGUCUCAAUUUGACGCUCACAACCUUCGUGAGCAAGUAACACAUCUUGAGCGGGAAGCAGAUGACCAGCGUCGCAUCAUCGCCCUUCAACUUGAAACCAUAUCCCAGUUGAAUAACCAAAUUGCCGAGUUCAACAGCACUAUAGCACAGCUUAACAGUCAGAUCACUGAGCUUAACAAAGCCAUCCAGUAUCGAGACGCUAUUGCUCAGGAGAGUGUGGUGCGGAUACAAAGUAGCCAAAAACGAAUGAGGGAGCUACAGCGGUUACUACAUGAGAAAGAUAAGAUGCUUGCCGAAGUUUUGAGCUCCUCGGACUGGAACCAAGAGGAAGCCGUGCGCCCUGCAGCAGUGUUCGGGAAAGAUGAUUUUUCGUUCGCGAUGGGAAACAUCUAUCAAGAUAAACCCCUCAAAGGGUCGCAACAAGUGCAUCAUCCAGCCGGAGGUAUGGCGCAAGUGCCUUGUGAAGCGGAUCAUCCGAUGGAUAUUGGCCAAACGAUGGCAUCUGUCUAUGGAGGGUAUCAAUCUCAGACAUGAAUUUGUGGAUGGAUGAAGCUUUAAUAUUUUGUAACUAUAUAAUAACUUAAUCAUACUUGUAUUCUCCACAGUCUAAUGUAGGACAAACAUAACAACCAA
Messenger RNA from Spizellomyces punctatus DAOM BR117, 1791 nucleotides. RefSeq lists its product as uncharacterized. The transcript has a single exon. Bases 1 to 1692 code for a protein of 563 amino acids. The record is from RefSeq and is a predicted model, not a curated record. Lineage: Eukaryota; Fungi; Chytridiomycota; Chytridiomycetes; Spizellomycetales; Spizellomycetaceae.